Pundamilia nyererei is the source of this 1116-nucleotide messenger RNA. RefSeq names its product Bet1 golgi vesicular membrane trafficking protein-like (gene bet1l). NCBI's taxonomy places the organism in Eukaryota, Metazoa, Chordata, Actinopteri, Cichliformes, Cichlidae. The transcript is spliced from 4 exons. The record is from RefSeq and is a predicted model, not a curated record. Bases 58 to 387 code for a protein of 109 amino acids.
CGGUCACGUGUCCGCCACGUGAACAGCUGAUCGUGACGUCAUUCAGCAACAAGCAACAUGGCGGAGUGGAACAGAGGCCAUGGCUCUGUGGAUGAUGUGCUCGAUGUUGAAAACAAACGGCUGGCAGAGAACCUGGCCAACAAAGUGUCCAGACUGAAAUCUUUGGCUUACGACAUCGACAGAGAAGUGGACGAUCAGAAUGAGUACCUGGAUGGCAUGGACUCAAACUUCAUGAGUGCGACAGGCCUGCUCACUGGCAGCGUGAAACGUUUCUCCACCAUGGUCCGAUCAGGACGAGACAACCGCCGUAUCCUGUGUUACGUCUCCAUGGGGAUGGUCCUGGUCUUCCUUGUUCUUUACUACCUGGUGUCCAGGAUCCACCAAUAACUGGGAAAACAAGAUCAGCCAGGCUCUGAUAUGGAGCUGAGACUUUAGACUGUAAUGUCAAAACUGAUUUAAAUAAAGACUUUUUUUAUUUUGCACCAAAGAAAGAAAGCACGACGUAGGCAAAAUUGGAUUGACCAGUUGGAGGUGUCAGUCAGCCCACCGGAGGAAACUGUAGUGGGCGUGGUCACAUCAAUGAGACACCUGAACUUUGGGAUCUUUGAGUUGGAAGACAACAGAGCCCGGACGCUCGGGAGGUGGGAAUGUCAUUCACCAUAUCCGAGUCUAAUUGAUUGAUGAACCUGUCAAUCAGGAGAAAAUUUCCAAAAAAUCAGUUUGAGUUUUCACACCUAGAGCUUGUUUAUCUUCCUCCGAGUCCAUCUUGUUUCAGUUCUUGUCACAUACAAAAACAUCUAACAGCCAAAAUGCAUCACAAACAUACAACACUGUAAGUAUUAGGCACAUAUUUGUCAUGCAGGAGAGAGAAAAUACAGAAAAUAUAGAAAUGGUGGUGCUGUGUUUAGUCCAAACACCAGUAAGCCACCACAUUAAAAUUACAUGCAUAAUACAUUAACAUAAGACUUGUGUUCAGUGUCCUGUGAUUUGUGGUCUAUAUUUAUGCUAUAUUACCACAUUCACCUGCAUAAAUGAGUCACAACAAGAGGGAAACUGAAUCAAGAGUCCGACUGUACUAAAGUCAACAACUGGGAAAUAAUCUGAGAUUUUAGUCAG